Dromaius novaehollandiae (emu) is the source of this 2883-nucleotide messenger RNA. It is a transcript of the gene PLBD1, whose product is annotated as phospholipase B domain containing 1. Gene Ontology annotation, molecular function: glycerophospholipase activity. NCBI's taxonomy places the organism in Eukaryota, Metazoa, Chordata, Aves, Casuariiformes, Dromaiidae. The record is from RefSeq and is a predicted model, not a curated record. The coding region runs from base 136 to 1764 and encodes 542 amino acids. The transcript has 11 exons.
GCCGCCCCCGGCGCUGGGGCCGGGCCGGGCGCCGGAGGAGGCGGGGGCAGCAGCGAGACCUGCCCUGAGCGAGCGAAGGAAACUUCUUAAAGUCCCGCCGCCUCCUGGCGCCCUCAGCAGACACGGCGGAGCAGCAUGGCCCGGCUCGGCGUGUGCUGCUGCUGCUGGGGGCUCGUCCUGCUGUGGGCGGCGGCAGGGGGCCGAGCAGAAAUCCGCUAUGCAACUGUGUACUGGAAUAAAGCUGAGAAAACACUUCAGGUCAAGAAUAUACUGGACAGAAGAGGAGAUGCCUAUGGUUUCUACAACAACACUAUACAGAAGACAGGUUGGGGAGUUCUGGAGAUCAAAGCAGGCUAUGGCAGUCACACCUUAAGCAAUGAAGAUAUCAUGUAUGCAUCUGGCUUUUUGGAAGGGUAUCUCACAGCUCCGCAUAUGUACGACCAUGCUGCAAAUAUGUAUCCGCAAUUAAUUAAGAAUCCCACCGUUCGAAGUGGAGUUCAGGAUUUUAUGGCGAAACAAGAUCAAUGGACAAGACAACAAAUCAGAAAUAAUAAAGAUGACCCCUUUUGGAGGCAUGCUGGCUAUAUUAUUGCGCAGUUGGAUGGUCUGUACAUGGGAGCCCUCGAGUGGGCUAAACUACACAAACAAACACCAAUGAGCCUCUUUGAUGUCCAUUUUCUAAAUGCAGUUGGAGACCUGCUGGACCUCAUUCCUGCAUUAUUUGAGUAUUCUGCACGGAGUGGACAAUGCAAUGUGGAGCCAGGUGGCCAUGGGAAGUAUCAGUGGGAUAUGGGUCACUGCUCUGCUCUUAUCAAGGUUCUGCCUGGAUAUGAGAACAUAUAUUUUGCCCAUUCCAGCUGGUUUACAUAUGCAGCCACAUUGAGAAUAUAUAAACAUUGGAACUUCAAUAUCGUUGAUCCAGAUACUAAAACCAGCCGUCUCUCAUUCAGCAGUUACCCAGGCUUUUUGGUGUCCCUGGAUGACUUUUACAUACUAGGCAGUGGCUUGAUAAUGUUGCAGACUACCAACAGUGUGUUCAACCAAACCCUCCUUAAGCAAGUGGUGCCUGAAACCCUGCUUGCUUGGCAGAGGGUCCGUAUUGCUAACAUGAUGGCAGACAGCGGCAAAACUUGGGCAGAAAUUUUCUCAAAGUGCAACUCUGGGACCUACAACAACCAGUACAUGGUGCUGGACCUGAAGAAGGUCAAGCUGCAGAAGAGCCUUGAUGAUGGUGCAUUGUACAUUGUUGAACAGAUCCCAACCCUUGUGGAAUAUUCUGAUCAAACAAAUGUUCUCCGGAAAGGUUACUGGCCUUCAUACAAUAUCCCUUUCCAUGAAAAGAUUUACAAUCUCAGUGGGUAUGCAGUGUAUGUUGAGAAGUAUGGCCUGGACUUCUCUUAUGAGCUUGCUCCAAGAGCAAAAAUCUUCCGGCGAGACCAGGGCAAAGUGACCGACUUGGAAAGCAUGAAGUACAUCAUGAGAUACAACAACUACCAGCAUGAUCCUUAUGCUGAACACAAUCCUUGCAACACCAUUUGCUGCCGGGAAGACUUGAAUCCUUCUUUUCCAGUGCCUGCAGGCUGCUAUGACUCCAAGGUGUCAGAUUUCCGCCUGGCUUCAGCUUUCACAGCUACUGCAAUCAACGGCCCCCCAGUACAGGGUGGGCUCCCUGUCUUCACCUGGAGACGGUUUAACUACACACGACACCAGGGCCUGCCAGAAUUGUACAACUUUCAUUUUGUCACCAUGAGGCCAAUCCUGUAAAAUCGGCAUUGAUAAUCCAAAAUGGGAUAUUUUUUUUUUCACAGAAAUUUUAAUUUCCUUGUAUAAUAAAUCCCCUGGGAUGUCCACAUACCUGGGCCUCACCUGCUUUCCCUGUCCUGCCUGCUAGGCAUGUUGUUCUGAGAUUGGCCACCUCUGUGCAGCCCAAUGUUUGUGCUGAUCCAGAACUUCUGAGCUAUUUGGGUGUCUGUUCCUCUGAUCAGGAUUGAUGAGAAGGUCAUGUAGAGGUCUACAGGCAUGGCACUGCCUUUUGGUUAUCUGAGCCGUCAUCAUAGUUAUUCCCAGAGCAUGAGUGAACUGCUGUGAUUUGACAAAGUGCUCUAUGGUAGCAACGUAGGACCUGCCUUCUGGGAUGGGCCAGGCCAGGUUUGGGGCCCUGGUAGCUUUUUCUCUGUGCUUGGCUUGAUGUUGCUCUUGAGCAGCGCAGGUGAGAACUGUGGUGAAUGGUUUAUCAUCCAGGAAUGUUAUUAGCAAAGCAAGUAGGCCAUGACAUAUUGCACCUUGCUCUCCAUGGCAGACGAGUGAGCUCUUUGUUUGCAGGGCACUGCUUUCAGUCGCUUUUGCAAAAUUUCUUUUGUUGUCUCAAGUACAAAGGUCAGGCUUUGAACGAUAGUGAAGGGACGUGCUGACAGGGGGGCGCCCGGUGAUUUCUGCAAGCAGCCUGGUUCUUUUGGAAACACCAUUGGUGGUUGUUGGGAGGUGUGUGUGCGCAUGUGUAUGUGUAACUGACCUUUCGGCAUUUCAAUAACUUCAUCUUGAAUUUGGCUGAGAUCAUGCCUGCAGUGGGACCUAUGGGAUCCCCGGAGUGUUCUGCAAUCUGCUCAAAAGCUGAGAGGGAGAGUGACUGUGUGUGCGUGCGCACAUACACGCACACUUGUCUGUGUGAUUUUCUAGCUGUCCCACUCAGUUGCUCAGUGACUUUUCUGCCUGCUUCCUCAGUCAUGGAAGUGGCACGUGCCUAGGGGAUGGCUGUGAAGGCCAGGGCUGUACCUGUAUGUUUUAUUAGCUGUAUAUUUACAUCAAGGAGUCACUGGGCUGUUUUGUGCUAGAUGUUGUACAUGUAAUUAAGAAAGCAAAACAAAAUAAACAGCUCUACCCGUG